UAUGUAAUUAAUAAAAUUGGAAAGAAAAUUUUCUGAAAGAUCAUUUCAUUCCAAACUGACCAUUGGACAAUAUAUACUUUACCAAUGAACCAAAGCCAAUAAACAAGAUAGACAAAGAUCUCUUCUCUGACAAAGAGCGAGAUACAGAAGAGAACAAUACCAUGUGGUACCAGCGGAUGUCAGCGUAGGUUAGGUUAAGAUAAUUUUUCAUUGAUAAAGAAAGUCUGUGAUAAUAACAUAGUGUUGCUACUUUAUUAGUUAUUUGCAGUUAAGAUGGAAAAACGUACUGCACUUAUUUUAGGCGGAUGUGGUUUCAUUGGAAGAAAUUUAUUAGAUUUUUUAAUUACCAAUAACUUGGUACAAUUUGUAAGAAUCGUUGACAAAGUGCCUCCUCAAGUAGCGUGGUUAAAUUCUAGACAUCAGGAAUUAUUUAACAACCCCAUUGUUGAAUUUAAAAGUGCAAAUUUAAUUAACAAUGAAUCUUGUAAAAAUGCAUUUGCUUCAUCUACUCAAGUAGACUGUUGGGAUUAUGUGAUAAAUUGUGCUGGUGAAACCAAACUGGGACAUACAGAUCCAGUUUAUAAAGAAGGAAUUUUGAAAUUGAGCAUUAAUUGCGCCUCUCAAGCUGCCCUUAAGCAAGUUAAAUGUUAUGUUGAAAUUUCCUCUGGUCAAAUGAUGUCUUCAGAAAAGACACCCCAUAAAGAGGAUAGUCAGACACAACCAUGGACAAUGAUAGCAGCAUGGAAAAAAAAGGCAGAAGAUGAGAUUAAAAAUAUUGAAAAUUUAAAUUAUGUUAUACUGAGACCGGCCAUUGUGUAUGGCAUUGGUGAUAAGACUGGACUUACUCCACGAAUAUUGGGAGCAGCCAUUUAUAAGCAAUUGGGGGAAACUAUGAAAUUAUUAUGGAAUGCUGAUCUUGGAUUCAAUACUCUUCAUGUUGAAGACUUAUGUCGAGCUAUUUGGUUUGUAUGUCAAAAUAGCAAUUCUGUAGGACAAGUAUUUAAUGUGGUAGAUGACUCAAAUUCAAACCAAGGAUCAAUUUCUGAUCUUCUCAUUGAUCUUUUUCAUAUAAAUGUGGGUUAUUAUGGAAAUAUGUUAUCGUCAGUCGUGGACAUUGCUGCAGCUGCAGAUGAAGCAAAUGAUAAACACCUGGGGCCAUGGGCAGAAGCUUGCCGAGCUGAUGGAAUUGAAAAUACGCCUCUAUCACCUCAUAUGGAUCCUGAAUUACUUUUAAACAAACAUUUACGUUUAGACGGGAGCAAAUUGAAAAAUUUCGGAUUCCAGCUAAAAUGGCCUAAGCUGACUUGUGAAAAAAUUAAAGAAAUUAUUGACGAUUACAUUGAUAUGAAAAUAUUUCCUCAUUGUCUUAGACCUUAAGGAUGUAGUGGAACAAUUGAUCUGAAUGUCAAUGACUAAUAAAUAAGCAAUUAAGCAA
Messenger RNA from Agrilus planipennis (emerald ash borer), 1435 nucleotides. RefSeq lists its product as uncharacterized. The record is from RefSeq and is a predicted model, not a curated record. The transcript is spliced from 5 exons. Lineage: Eukaryota; Metazoa; Arthropoda; Insecta; Coleoptera; Buprestidae. The coding region runs from base 274 to 1377 and encodes 367 amino acids.